Molecule: messenger RNA, 1014 nt
Organism: Cylicostephanus goldi
Lineage: Eukaryota; Metazoa; Nematoda; Chromadorea; Rhabditida; Strongylidae
Source: the annotation of a GenBank genome assembly
AUGGCGAAGGCGCCGAGUCGCUGCGGGACCCUUAUACUUGUAGACGGUGGAAGGGGAAUCGCAAGGCGAAGGAGUAAUGUGGUCGCUGUCCACGAAAGUCCGCGUCCAUUUGAUCGCACAUCCACUCAUGAAAGCGUAGCUUGCCGUGUAUUGGCUACUCCUCCCGUGAAACGAGGGGAGAGCGAACCCGAACGUCGUUCCCGAAGUGAACAGCGGAAGCGAUCCAGUCCGUCGAGGCCAACUCCCGAGGCAAAAAGUCGUCGUCGAUCUGUUAAGAAGAACAUUCCGCCGUCAUUGUCCUCCUCGAUCACAUCGGAUAUAGGUGGAGAUUGGUUUGGAAGCACAGCUCAACAAAAAGACGUGCCACAAAUGUCGCAAUCUUGGCACGAGGCUAGUGCUAACAAAACGCAGUUUGAGUCACAGCCUACGGAGCGCUCGCAAACAAGUCGCCGCGAGUCGCGCACAAUAUCUUUGCGCGAACGCGUUGGUCAGCUUGGACGUGAGAAUCGCUUUCUCAAGGAUCAACUCGCCAUUGCGAAUGCGGCGCUUGCUAGUGCUAGGAAGGUAAGACCAGACAAUGAUCGCUUAACUAAGCUAGAACAGGAAAAAGACGCUCUCAGGGAGAAAGUCGAACUUCUUCUCCAAAAAAUUGACCAGGAUUCCACAUCUGCUUGUGCUGCCGUGGAAGAAGCAAAUGCCCGGCUGGAACUAAGUAGAAAUGAGAACAUGAUGUAUGAGAAAAAGAUAAGAGACAUGGAGGAAGAGAGAAGAGAAAUGUAUCUGGUCAUGUUCAAGAAAGGCCAAGAAGCAGCAGCAAUGGAUCUCAAGGAAGUUGCCCACGUUGAUCAGAUGACACAGGAUCGUGUCGUCUUGCGAUUUUUGCAUGAUGCUUUCUAUUACUAUUUAAUGAAUAAGGGUGAUGCUAAAGAGCACCUUCAGGCAAUAAUGACAAUGCUCGACUUCAGUGUGGAGCAGAAAGAUGAGGUAGCUAAGAAGAAGGGUCGAUCUUUCUGA